AUGUCUGCUGAAAUCAGAAGAAAAUUAGUUAUUGUUGGCGAUGGUGCCUGUGGUAAAACCUGUUUAUUGAUCGUGUUCUCGAAGGGUACUUUCCCAGAAUUCUAUGUACCUACCGUUUUUGAAAACUAUGUUGCUGAUGUGGAAGUAGAUGGAAAACAUGUCGAACUAGCAUUGUGGGAUACUGCAGGUCAAGAAGAUUAUGACCGUCUUCGUCCUCUCUCUUAUCCUGAUUCACACGUUAUCCUAAUUUGUUUUGCUGUCGAUUCACCUGAUUCGUUAGAAAAUGUGCAAGAGAAGUGGAUAUCUGAAGUGCUUCAUUUCUGUCAAGGUCUUCCUAUCAUUCUAGUUGGUUGUAAGAAAGAUUUACGCAACGACCCCGCUACAAUUGAGGAGUUGAGAAAGAAUUCUCAAAGACCAGUUACCUAUGAAGAAGGUGCGCAAGUUGCUAAUAAGAUCAGUGCUUAUAAAUAUUUAGAAUGCUCCGCAAAAUCAGGAGAAGGUGUUCGUGAAGUAUUCGAGCAAGCAACACGUGCUGCUUUGAUGGUGACUAAGAAGAAGAAGUCCAAGAUGUGUAAUUUGUUGUAA
Molecule: messenger RNA, 585 nt
Organism: Mycotypha africana
Lineage: Eukaryota; Fungi; Mucoromycota; Mucoromycetes; Mucorales; Mycotyphaceae
Product: GTP-binding protein rhoA
Exons: 4
Coding region: 1-585 (194 amino acids)
Biological process (GO): small GTPase-mediated signal transduction
Molecular function (GO): GTP binding; GTPase activity
Source: RefSeq, a predicted model, not a curated record